CCAGAGCCGAAUCCACUUCAGCCAUUUCACCAAAUCUCAAAGCGAUAGGCACGAGACAGCAGGGAUUAUGAGAGAAGGAGGUGGUGUAAUAAAUCCACAUGGUAUAAAAGGAGUCCAGAUUUAGAAUGAGAGCGACCUGGGUGUCACACACAGGGGACUCCACAUCUGCGCUUUAAAUGCUGUCACUCGAUAUAAAACGCCAAUCAGGGGUGGUGCUCUACUCGUGUAGCAGCCAUAGCAGGUCUCACCUGAUAUCGGUUACUCCCUGCUCUCUUCCUCUGAAGCUUCCCCCCGCCCCUUCAGGGUGUUUUAAUUUUCAACCUCAUUGAUCCACUUAGGUCUCAAUGCCUUCGCCCCCCAGUGACGGUGGAACCCACCCUCCUCCUCCGUGGACCGAUCACUCCAACGGCGCCGUUCUCCGUGGCGGGGGCCGAGGUGGAGGAGAUGGUCGUGGUUUGCCCGAUUCUGCAAUCGGAGCUGCUGGGGAUCGUCGAGAUGUUACCGGAGAUAAGGAGUCCAAGGGCCAUGUCAAGCACUUACCGUCAGGUUCUUCUACUCUAGGAAAAUUCGAAGCAGGUCUACAAUCAGAUACCCUUGCUGUGGAAGAUGGUAGUAGCAGUUUCAAAAUUUCUGGCCUUUCAAAGGAGCAGACAAAAUCAUGUGUCAAUGAUGAUCAUUCUAAGUAUCCAAAAUUAGGCUACCAUUUCUUUCCCUAUGAGGAGAACAGAAAUACAAAAUCAGCUGUUGAUGGGAAAUAUACAGAGGCUAUGCCAGAAAAGAAAAGCGAAAUUAUGGAUGCUAGGAACACCAAACCAUUUAGUGUCCCUGGGAAAGGGGCUGCUGUUGUGAUCCCGAUGAGAGAUGUCUUUGGUGAGGAGGCUAAUAUUGUUCAAUGUUCUAAUAAAGAAAUCAAGCAGAUAGACUUCCAGUCACCGGAGGAAAUGAACCAAAGAGCAUCGAGGCUGGCUGCUAGUCUGUUAAGGCGUAGAAGUCUGUCCCCUACUGAUUCAAAGGAUGAAAACAAAAGGCCAGCAAUUAUUUGUCAAUAUUUUUCCCAAGGUUGGUGCGUCAAUGGGCCAAAUUGCAGGUUUAUGCACAACAUAGAUAGCAUGGACAAUACUAACCAACAGAUUGGGGGAGAUGUAGCCAUUGCUACUAGGAGAUAUGAAUCCCAAGCAGAUAAAGGUUUGAGUGAAAUUCCUGAAAGAACUACAUUGUUUCGUUUUCCUGGGAGGGUCCGCCAAUGGGAGAAUGAAGAAAGCCUAACGUGGCAUCAGUACAAUGGCAAGCACAGAUUCUCAUCUCUUCAAAGAGAUGACCUAUCUUAUGGUUUUCCUGCUGACUCCCAAAGAUUCCCCAUGUACAAAGAUGGACCUAGAAACUACGUUUCACCAAACACUGAAGGCAGUUAUCCUAUACUUGGGAAUCACUUGUUUCCUGAGUAUGGAUCUUUCUCAGUUGGCUCAAGCACCUUGGCUAUAUCAUCAAAAACUUAUCAAACCAGCAGGACUUUAUCUUCCCAAGCAACAAGUCUAGAAGGAUUGGCUGGAAAGCAAAAUGAGUUCACACUCAAUGAUUAUGCUUCACCAGUUCUAAGCCAUCGGCCAAAUCCAAGGGUGGACACCACUCUUCAAACAACAAACUUGUUACCUUCUCAUCAGAGCUCAGCCUGGGGAGGAUAUUCCUUCUCGCAGAAUGCUGGUCCUUGUGUCCAGAAGUGUGUUGACAGUGAUACUAAAACAAAGUUUUCUUCAGAUGAUUGGGAGCCAUCUAUACCUUUUCGUCCAUCAUAUUUUGCUGCUUUUACAGAUAUGUCAUCUGCAAGAAGCGUGCAUGACACUGUUGGGGAUACCUGUGAGGAACACCCCUUAGGAGAUAGACCAUAUAAAGUGUCUUGCCCUACACAAGGGGCAUCCAUCCUUGGUUCAUCACAUCAGCGGGUAUAUCAUGAUCCUGUUUUACCUGGGACUCUUGGCCCAGAGUAUAAUGCUGAUAUAGAAUCUAUUCAUAUUCAUGAUAAAUUCGAUCAGAGUACCUUGGACAAGGGUGUCUAUGGACAUCAGAGAGACUUCUUUACGAAUGAAACAGAGCCUGCAGGAAGUUCUGUUGCUGAACUUCAAGAUUCUCAGCUUAAAGAAGGGAAGCCUGAUGGCCAUACACGGGUUGAAGAUGUUUCAGAUCAAAAUCCUAGAAAUUAUAGUGAUGGAGCAAGCCACGAGGAGGAAUUAAAAAUGGAAUGGGGCAAGCAAAGUAAUGCAAAAUGUGAUGAUCAUAAAAUAGAUGAGGAUGUGCAAAAAGAAUCAAAAGCCCUAAGACAUUUUCGUUUUGUGCUCAUAGAUUUUAUAAAAGAUUUGGUGAGACCUACUUGGCACAGGGGACAGUUGAGCAAGGAUGCACACAACUCAAUAGUAAAAAGAUCAGUAGAUAAAGUACUUAGCACAUUAGAACCCCACCAAAUUCCCUCAACCGAAGAAGCCAUUCAUCACUAUCUUUCUGUGUCCCAACCAAAGAUUGCCAAACUCAUCCAGAUACCUGUGCUUAUGGAUGAUAUAUGCAUGUUAUUUUCUUCAUCAUGCUCACAUCCUAGCACAAAAGGAGACAUUUGGGGGAGCUUGCAGUGGUCUGCUCUUUAUUUGCUUGGUUUCUCACUUCAAGAUUUGGAUUUCCAGGGGAAGCUUUUAUUGCACUUGAUCUGUUGCUACUGCUUCGUCUCCCCGUUGACCUGUCUUUGGAGCUGGUGUGUUUGAUCAUCUGAGAAUGUUUUGAUUGAGACAGAAAUGCUUGUAGUAGGAGUGGGCCAUUGGAGAUCGAUGUAUCAGCUGGGGAAUUCUUGAUUGGAUUAGUGGCACCAGAGCCUGGUUUAUCAGAAACAAAUUCAAAUUCUGGGUCUUGUUUCCUAGUUUGGAAUGGGAUUGCAUUGUUAGAUGGGGACUUUAGAUGCUGUUCUUGAACAGAAACAAGAGCAGCAAAGGAGAGGGAUUUGCUUAAACUGUUUUCUGUGGGAACAUCAAAAGAUGUCCUCUUUUGCAGGUUACAUUUGUUGCCUUCUUCCUGGCUUUGCUUGAGUAGCUGAUGUAAACGAGGAUAAAGAUUUUAUCCAGCUGGUUUUGUACUGGUGGAUAUCCCAAAGCUGUGCGGAUUAUUCUCGCAAUGCAUUCUUAUUCCAAACACUGCUUAGCUGCUGAUAUGAAUUGAGUAUGGAGACAUAUUAUUUUAUGUUGAAUUAUCCUGACAUCACCAGGAGAGUACGGCAACUUUUGUCACAAUGCUUCUUUGGCUGAAUGAUCUCAGUGGUGGGUUUUUCUUAUGUGCUGUGUCAUCAUCACCUUAUGCAAAAGGCCAUGGUGAUAUUGAUGUUGUCACUGUGAUGGAUUUUCCAAAGAAGUGAUAAACUUGAUUUCAGUCGUUUUCAAUGGACUCCUACCUCUGUUGUGCCCUGUUUCAUAGGGAUGGCCGGGCGUUUGUUGGUAGCUGAUCUCUUGCUGGCUUGAUAUAUCAAAGGUUGCUUGAUUUCUAAACAUGGGUAUAAGACGCUUAUCCCUGUAGUAGCAUCAUCCCACUAACCAAGGUCAAGAUGUUGUAGAAUGGGUUCAGGUUAAGGAAAAAGAGCUAUGGAGAGCGACUUCGGCCAGGAGCUUGGGAAGAUGGUCAAUAUUCUUUGGCAGUUACAAUGUCCUUUGGAAGUUGUCUGUACUCUGAACAUAAUAUGCAGUAAACAAACUACCAAAGUCUUUAAGGUAUUUGAAUACCGUUGUUUAGGAGGCCAUAUGAUAACAUUGAGAAGGCUAAAAGAAACCAAGUGGGGUUCCAUGUGGGUGUUUGGUUGGAAAACAGAAAGCGCCUUAAGCGAGAAACUUGUCCAAAUUUCAGUUUUUAUGUCCCUAAUAUUUACGGUUGUGGGGCUCUGUCUCCUGUUCUACCAACUAUGAUGGCCCCAAUCUUACUACUAGAGUUGCUAUAUUUGGGACCCGAUUCAAAGCCUUUUAUCAGUUGAACAACCAUGGGCUUUAUGGCCUUGUACAUCCCUAACUUUGUCCUUCGCAUAUUCAUAUAUUUGACUUUGUGAGGAGUAUUGGCACUAUCAUUCUUGAUGUCUAUAGCUACACUUCAAAUUUUUCAUCAUUGGAGCUUUGGCUUAAUUUAUGUCCCUUCUUUCCAUUGUUUUUAACUUUUUAUAGUCAAGGAACUAGCAGCAAAAAGGGAAGUAGUGGUGAUGAGAGCUCAAACUUCAACAUUCUUGAGGAGGUUUUGAUGAGUCUUUUGGAAUGGGUUGGAUCAUGCUUGAAACGAACCCCAUGCUUUAAGCUUAUUGAUAGUACCUCAUUCUGAGAUCGUCCAUGAAAAGACUCAAUCGUCUUCAACCUGUGCACCCAUGUGAAGGAAUCAUCUCAGUAGCUCACCUACAGAGCAGCUUGUGAUCAAAGUAGCCUGAAAUGUGGAAAUAAAGGGAAGGACACGUGGUGGAAGAUGGGUAUGGCUGAAGGAACUUUUAGCUGUAAAAGGAGACAAGGAUGAACAGAGAAGGAACUUUUACCUUUUAAAUGGAAGAGAGAGUGAACUUUGGGACCUCCGGAGGGGAAUUCCACUUCUCUGUAAAGGGGAAACUUGAAGGAUCUUUGGGCCAUUUUCUGGGAGGAAACUUGAUCUCAAUUGCAGUCUGGGUUCUAGUUUUUCAGUUAAAUCUUGGGUUGAUUUUGAGAGCAAACGCCAGGAAGAGGAAGCUAUUUAGGAGGUUGUCACUAUUACAACUAGAGACUGCAAUAGCUUCCUUGGGUAUAAUUCCUCUCUUUGUACCCAUUUCUUUGCAACGAUGUUAUUGAUGUACGGAUUUGGAAUUGUAAUGAGAAAGGUACAUGGAUUUAAUAA
This is a messenger RNA of Vitis riparia (riverbank grape), 4866 nucleotides long. RefSeq names its product protein FRIGIDA-ESSENTIAL 1. The coding region runs from base 345 to 2747 and encodes 800 amino acids. Gene Ontology annotation, molecular function: metal ion binding. NCBI's taxonomy places the organism in Eukaryota, Viridiplantae, Streptophyta, Magnoliopsida, Vitales, Vitaceae. The record is from RefSeq and is a predicted model, not a curated record. The transcript has 8 exons.